CGCCGCCAAGUCGCAGCCGGCCGUCACCAAGUCGCCGCCGGCCGCCGCCAAGUCGCCGCCGGUUGCCGCUCAGGCGCCUGCGCAGAAAGCGGCUCCGCAUGGUGAGGCCGCGGCCGGCCAACGGAAGAGCAGGGGGCAAAUCAAGGCUGAGCGGCGGGCCAGAGCUCAGGCGGCCAAAGGUAACGCGAACAACCCCGCUAAGGUGGCCGAAGGUAACAUCAGCAGCGCCGUCAAACCGGCUGAAGGCAACGCGAACAACCCCGCUAAAGCGGCCAAAGGCAAUGCGAACAACCCCGCCAAAGCGGCGGAAGGUAACACGAGCAAUCCUGCCAAAGCGGCCAAGGGUAUCGCGAACACACCGAACACACCCGUCAGGGCAGUCAACGCUAACGCGAGCCACCCUGCCAAGCCGGCCAAAGCUAGCGCGAACCAGCCCGCCAAAGUAUCCAAAUCGAAUACGGGCACGCCUGUCAAGGAUGCCAAAGCGAGCGUGAGCAAGAAGGCGUCGCCGACGGCCGGCGGCGACGGCUCCGCGCAGGCGGGCGGCGGCCGUGGAGCGGCAGGUCAGGCUAGCCCGGUCGCCCGCCCUGCGCAGGCGCCAGCGCCGGCGCCGGCGCUGGCCGCCGGGGCGCCCGUCCAGACCGCAGCGGAGCCGUCCCACCAGGCCCAGCCUGCUGACGGUCAGCAGAAGAGCAGGGAGCAGGUCAAGGCCGAACGGAAGGCCAAGGCUGAGGCGGCCAAGCUGGCCAAGGCGGCCAAGGCCAACGCCAACAAGUCGGCCAACGCCAACGCGAACGAGCUCGGGAAAAGCAGCACCAGCAAGGCCGCUGGAGCUGGCGCGAGCAAGAGUGAGGCCUCGCUGCCGGCGGCGGCGUGCGGCGCUGGUGCGGCCGGUCAGGCGACCGCGAGCCGGCCGGCCACCGCACCAUCGGCGCGACCGCCACUUCAGUCGCCGCCCGGACCCAAGACGGAGGACACCGCCCAGCCGGACAAGAAAAACUCGAAGAAGGCGCCGGCCGCCACCAAGCACCACAUCCACAUGUUCUCGCACCUGCCGCAGUUCGACGCCGGCGCCGUGGACGCGCUGACGCUGAAGCACGGCGUGCAUCCGGCCGUGCUGCGCCUGGGCCUGCGGCUGGCGGCCGGCCGCAUCACCGGCGCCAACGCCGGCGCCGUGGCGCUGCUGGCCGCGCUCGCCGCUCUCGUGGAGGACUACAAGACGCCGGCGCAGCGCGAACUCCGCCGCGACCUGCCUGACCAGGUGCGCCGAGCCGUGGGUCACGUGGCCGCGUGCCAGCCGCUCUCGGUCGCCAUGGAGAACGCGGCGGCGCGGCUGGACCACGCCAUCCGCACAGAGGUGGCCGACGGGACCAGCGACAACGAGGCAAAGAAGCACCUGUCGGAGUGGAUCGAGUUCUUCAUCAGAGACAACAUCUGUAAGGCGGUGACGGCGAUCACGCACUACGCCCUGGAGAGGAUCAAGGACGGCGACACGAUCCUGACGUACGGCAAGUCGGCGGCGGUGCUGGACGUGCUGCGCGAAGCGCACAUGAAAGGCCUCCGCUUCCACGUGGUGGUGGUGGACUCGCGGCCGCAUCUCGAGGGCCGUGGUAUGCUGCGGAUGCUGUUGGACGCCGGCGUCACCUGCUCGUACGGCAUGAUCAGCGCCAUCAGCCACCACAUGAAGCAGGCGACCAAGGUGCUACUGGGCGCGCACGCGCUCCUCUCCAACGGCAUGGUGCUGUCGCGCGCCGGCUCGGCCAUGGUGAGCCUGGCUGGCCGCGCCCUUAACCGGCCCGUGCUCGUCUGCUGCGAGAAGUACAAGUUCUCGGAGCGCGUGCAGACCGACUCGCAGGUGUACAACCGGCUGGGCGACCCGGAUGCGCUGGUGCCGGCGGCCGACUCGCCGCUGGCCGACUGGCGGCGCUGCGAGGCGCUGACGCUGCUCAACCUGGCCUACGACGUCACGCCGCCCGAGCUGGUGGAUGUGGUCAUAACCGAGCUGGGCGCUAUUCCGUGCACGUCGGCGCCGGCCGUGCUGCGCCUGCAGCAGCACGCCGGGUACUGAGGCGGCGCACGCGGUGGCUGGCACGCCGGCCGUGCUGC
Messenger RNA from Pollicipes pollicipes, 2106 nucleotides. Its product is annotated as translation initiation factor eIF-2B subunit delta. NCBI's taxonomy places the organism in Eukaryota, Metazoa, Arthropoda, Thecostraca, Pollicipedomorpha, Pollicipedidae. The record is from RefSeq and is a predicted model, not a curated record.